AUGAAGGGAUUCUCGCUGAAGAAGGAUACAAAGAGCCAGCCUAAGCAGCUUGGAUUCUCUCUGAAGAAGCACAACAAGCCUCAAGCCAAGGCCAAUGCGUUUGGCUCAAAGGACGAGGAAGACACCGACAAGGCCAUAGCGAUUGAUGUUGUUGAUACUGAAGGUCAAGCCUACACAGAAUCCGAGGGACCGCCUGUGGAGGUUAGUAAAGAGCUCGUGAUACCUAGCUGUGGUAACACGUACAUCAAGAAGCUCGAACAGUUGAAGAAUAAGUUGCCGGAGGAGAAGAAGCUGGUGUACGGCAUCAACAUGAAUGAUGGUGCACAGCAUAGGGAAUCUCAGCCUGCUAUGAAGAAAGAGGUUGAGAAUAUCACUGGCGAGGCUACAACGCUAGAGGAGUACGAGGAAAUACCCGUGGAAGAGUUUGGUGCUGCCAUGCUCCGAGGAAUGGGGUGGAAAGGAAGUGAUGAUGGUGAUAAGAAGACAACGUCAAAGAGGAGAACGCUAUACUUAGGGCUUGGUGCUAAGGACCUUGGAGGCGAAGAUGAUGUUGCUGACUUCAAUGACAAGACUUAUUUACCUAUAAAGCUUGUAAAUAGACAAACUGGCCAAGUGUAUAAGGAGAAUAACAGGGAAAGGGAGCAUAGUCCGAAAAGAGUUGAUAAUUCAUACAGAGAACGAUAA
Messenger RNA from Williopsis jadinii, 684 nucleotides. RefSeq names its product spliceosome ATPase-activating subunit SPP2 (gene SPP2). The record is from RefSeq and is a predicted model, not a curated record. Gene Ontology annotation, cellular component: spliceosomal complex. Bases 1 to 684 code for a protein of 227 amino acids. Gene Ontology annotation, biological process: mRNA splicing, via spliceosome. The transcript has a single exon. Lineage: Eukaryota; Fungi; Ascomycota; Saccharomycetes; Phaffomycetales; Wickerhamomycetaceae.